AUGGCCAAGAGCGGUGAAGACUAUACAAAACCUGAGAAACGAGCUCGAAGUUCUAGCCAAUCUACAAACCUACCGUUGCAUUUUGCUGUUCACAAGCCAGGAUGCCACUUUGAAAGCUGCUGUGGUAUUUGCAAUUUGUUUCCUGGGGUGCUUCUGAUUGCCUUUUGUCAGGUUCUGGUGGGUUCUAUCCUGUUAACCUUAAUCCUGACACACGGCACCCAAUAUGACGAUAUGCAUCACACACCAAAAUCACAGUUUAUGAGUCUUGCGUCAGGAGCGGUGCUGAGUGGAGUCACGGGAGCUGGUCUUCUACUAAUUAUUGUGGCUCUCACUGAGAAUUGUCGAGCUAUGCUGGUAUACCUCUUGGUCGCCACUCUAGUCUGGACUGGGAUAGUCACACUAGCGGUGAUCAAAAUUGCUAGAGCCUGCGAUCGAUUCAGUUACGCGCCAAAAAUAAAAGAUGAGCAACAUCGUUUGGACAACUUGGCGUGUGUUAGUGGUCUGUUUACUUUCCUUGGUGCUGGUAGUUGUAUAUUUCUUCUCGUUUAUGGUGGUGUUCAGCUUCUACCACUUCCGCUAUGUGAGGCGAGCUAUUUUGUUGCAUGAAGCGGAAUGUGAAUGAAUGUUUAUGUUUUAAAUAAAUCUUUGCGUAUAAA
Pieris brassicae (large cabbage white) is the source of this 656-nucleotide messenger RNA. RefSeq lists its product as uncharacterized. The record is from RefSeq and is a predicted model, not a curated record. The transcript is spliced from 5 exons. Bases 1 to 606 code for a protein of 201 amino acids. NCBI's taxonomy places the organism in Eukaryota, Metazoa, Arthropoda, Insecta, Lepidoptera, Pieridae.